CUGAAUAGUGAACACACACUACAUCAGUCGGCACAAAUUGACUUCUACACUCGAUCAAAUUCCACAUUUGAUAUUUCGUGAACUGCUAAUCGAAGUAGAACAGAAGUUCGCUUCUACUCUCGAUCAUAUUCACUUCUACACUGGUGUACUUACACAGUUGCAUCAUAUAUUCGAAGUUGAGCAGAAGUUCAGAAUAACACAACGAUGGAGUCGGUCAAUCGGACACUGGAGAACCGAAGUUUUUGGAAAGCAGGAGCAUUCGAUAUUGGCCCAACAAACUGGACUCCUUCUCAAGAUGAAUUGGAGCAUGCUCGUGUGCACCCAAAGUUUCUUCAUUCCAAUGCAACUUCACACAAAUGGGCUUUUGGAGCAAUUGCUGAGCUGUUGGAUAAUGCUGUUGAUGAGAUCAACAACGGGGCAACUUUUGUGAAAGUUGACAGAAUCUACAGCAAAAGGGACAAUUCUCCUGCUUUACUUUUUCUUGAUGAUGGAGAUGGAAAUGGGUUCAAGACAAGCACUAUGAGAUUAGGAGCUGAUGUGAUUGUUUUCAGUCGUGCAUCUAAAAACGGUCAAAAAACCCAAAGUGUUGGCCUUUUAUCUUAUACAUUUCUACGCAAAACUGGACAAGAUGAUGUCAUUGUCCCAAUGAUUGAUUUUGAUAUCUCAAAGCAUUGGGCAGAACCUUUAAUAUAUGGCUCUCAGGAUGAUUGGUCUACUAACUUGAACACAAUUCUUGAAUGGUCUCCAUUUUCUUCAAAAGAUGAUUUAAUGCAACAGUUUGAAGAUAUUGGAUCACAUGGGACAAAGGUUCUUAUAUAUAACUUAUGGCUCAAUGAUGAAGGCAUCUAUGAACUCAACUUUGAUGAUGAUGAUGAGGAUAUAAAAUUGAGAGAUGAAGUUUCUCGUUUGUCCAAAUUAAGCAAGAAAGCAGCUGAAAUAGAAACACAUAUUUCUAAACGCCUUCUACAUUCAUUAAGGGCAUAUGUUUCUAUGUUGUACCUCAAAAAGUUUAAAAACUUUAAAAUUUUCUUAAGGGGGGAACCUGUAGAGCAGUUUAAUAUAGCAGAUGAAUUGAAAUGUAAGGAAGUUGUCAUUUACAGACCACAUGUUUCUUCAAUGAGAGAGGCGAUUAUGGAGACAACCCUUGGAUUUAUUAAAGAAGCACCUGCUCUUCCAAUUACUGGAUUUAACAUAUAUCAUAAAAAUCGCCUUAUUCGACCCUUUUGGAAAGUAACUGGUGAUGGGAAUUCUAAAGGAAAUGGAAUUGUGGGAGUUCUUGAAGCAAAUUUUAUAGAACCAGCACACGACAAACAGGAUUUUGAAAGAUCAUCUUUAUUCUCAAGGCUGGAAUCGAAGCUUAAACAGAUGCAAAUGGAAUACUGGAGAACUCACUGUCACUUAAUUGGGCACCUGCCCGAUCCAAGUUUCCUUCGAAAAUUGGAAAAGACAUCAUCCACUCUGCCACUUCAAACCCAAGGUCAAAGGUUUGACCAUAGUCAAAGUCAACCCAUGCCUGGUCUUGCGGUCAACCCAAGGCCCGAUUUGAUGGCUAACCAUGGUCGAACCGUCUACAACAAUGGCGUACCUGUGGCUCGGGCUCCUCCUGGAUUUGACACCGGUUUUGAUCAAGAAGUGACACGUGGAGAUGGUUCAGUGGAUAUUGAUCAAAUUUGUGAUGAAAACAUCCAACUUUUCAUGAGAUGUGAGGAGCACACACAAAGGAAGAAUGAGUUAACAACUACGGUUAAUGAUUUGGAGAAAAAGGUUGCGGAAACCAAAAGGAAAUGUGCCGAGCUUUCUUUGCGACUUGAGCUUCUAAGGAGGCAGAAUUUUGUAUCAUAAAAUAAUUGAUAUUUUUUGAUGGUUAAUGCUGUUUUUUGGUCUGUUGUGUGUUUGUAUGUGGAAGAAAUGGUUGUAGCAUUAGUAGGUGCAUAUUAGCAACUUUUGGUUAUAUUUCUCUUUAAACAAAAUAAGGUUUUGAUGGCAUUAGGAAAUGUAGAGGGAGAAAAAUCCUAAAAAUUGAAACGGGUGGAUAUGUCGGUAUUUAGGGC
Messenger RNA from Lactuca virosa, 2051 nucleotides. The record is from the annotation of a GenBank genome assembly. NCBI's taxonomy places the organism in Eukaryota, Viridiplantae, Streptophyta, Magnoliopsida, Asterales, Asteraceae.